UAGGUAGGUGCUUGACACGGCAGCUGACCGCCUGGCGUCGUUGUCCGCAUUGAUGAUGGCUCGCUCUUAUCUGUCUUCGCUCAUAGAUUGCGAUAGAUUUGUACGGAAUUGCCGUGGUUUUGUUACACCAACGUAAGCUUUUGUCUUCUUGAAAAGUGUCGAUAAAUCAACCGAUACGAAGCCCGCUCGUUAGCGGAAAAGAGCGAACAAUGUGAUAUGGGAUCAACAUCGGCUGGGACCGGAGCCGCAAAUAGCCGAACUAAAUUAAUAUAAAUACAAUGUGGUAAGGAAAAGAAUGAGAAUCGAGAUGAGCUCUUCCGUCGAAUUACGUCAGCGUAGACAACCGAGGAUAGUGGAGGAUCCUCACAAGCUUGCGGCGAUGAUGAAUAAAUCUCAAAGACUUGUUCUGGGACUUUUAGUUCUAUUGCUAGUCGAUAUAAUUUGGGUUUCCAGUUCUGAGCUCACUAAAGAACAUCUAUUGAAUUGACAGUGUUAUAAAAGUUUUUAUUUUACCACGAAUAGAAGACUGAAUAAUAGCGCAUAAACAAUUUAUAUAUAAUAAUAUAGAAGAUGAACACAUGUUUACCUCAUAGAUAAAUUUAUCAAGAAAUUGAAACAACCGACCCUAAAUCUUUAUUGCAGUAUAUUUACAGGGAUGAGACAUUCGAAAAGCCAUUUUUUAGUACAUAUGUAAGAACAUCUAUGUUUACGCUUUACUUGCUUGGCUUGUGCUUUUGGCCACCUUGGCGGGAACAAUGUAAUAAACCUGCGACAUAUAUGUUUAUAGAUCCUAAUGUCGAAGAUGAUAACUUUUAUUCGGAGACUAAUACGAGUCUAAGUGAUCCAACGUUUGUUCCCAUAAAAACUCCGGAUCAUUGCGAUCGUUCAUCAGGUACGGAAAGUGAUGAUUCGUCCAUCCGUUCUGUAAGAUUCAGCAAAUUGGCGGAAGUACGUCAUAUGUCAGAAAGUGAUGCCACUGAGGCUCUAUUAGCACGACUUAGUUAUCAAGCUAGUGUCAGAGCUGGAGAACAUGCAAGACGACAAGCUAACAAACUCUCUAUCCAAAAAGUGGCUAAAAUAGCUCUUAUGUUCUGCUUAUUUUGGUUUAUGGCAAAUUAUAUAUAUCAAAUAUCAUUGGAGCAAACCCAAGUCAGAAUUGUUACUGUAUUGUCUUCGACGUCGAGUUUAUUUACUUUAUUUCUCGCUGCCUCUUUCCCUAGUAAUGGAGGGGAUAAAUUUACAUUAUCGAAAUUAGCUGCUGUGAUAGUUAGUAUCUUUGGUUUGGUAUUAGUUGGGAUUUCGGAUUUAACUAUAGAAAAUAAUAAUAUGUCAACGGGCAUAAUAUUAGCUCUAGUCAGUGCUUUUUUUUAUGCUGCAUAUAUUGUAUUUUUAAAAAGGAAAGUAGAUCACGAAGACAAGAUGGAUAUACCGAUGUUUUUUGGCUUUGUGGGAGUAUUCAAUUUAACACUUCUGUGGCCUUUAUUCUUUAUUCUUCAUUAUGGUCAUUGGGAAGAUUUUGAAUGGCCCAAUAGUCAUCAAUGGACAUUUUUAAUUAUAAAUGGUUUAAUUGGUACUGUUCUAAGCGAAGUUCUUUGGCUAUGGGGUUGUUUUCUGACAUCAUCUCUCGUAGCAACAAUGGCUGUAAGCUUAACAAUGCCCAUGUCAAUGAUAGCUGAUGUACUUUUGAAAAAGGUUGAAUAUCCUUGUAUUUUUUACUUAGGAAGUAUUCCAAUGCUAUUAGCAUUUUUGACGGCAUCUCUUUUAUCUUAUUAUGACAAUUGGGAUCCUGUUAUGGAUUUGAUAAAAAGAUUUUUUAUCUGGAUAUGCAGGAGAAGCAAUAGAUCUACAAGGAUCCCAGAUCUUGAAGCAGAGCAAACGGAAUCUUUAAUAGGAAUAGACAGUGGCGAUCACGAAGCUUAGCAAGACAAUAAUAAAAGAAUUGAGAACACAGUAAAACAUCUUGUGUUACAUAACUCAUUGUAAUAGAAACUUUUUUGUUUAAAUCAUCUUACUAUAAGUCAUUUCAUAUUUUAUGUGAAAUAAUGAUAAUCAGGAUCUUAUUUUUCCUAUACAAAUGUACGUCGCUUUAUUUUUGCACUAAAUAUCACAGACAUAUAUUAUUACUGGACAAUAAUGAUGAAUUGUGAGUCAGUUUACGAUAAAUGCAAUUGACAUAUUUAUUAUGCAAUUUUUGAAAGUAUCUUUUUGUAUUUCUUAUCAGUUUAUCCUACAAACGCAAAUAUUUCACAUACAAGCUAUACUAAAAUUUAGUACAUACAAAAUGUGUAGUUUUGGAUCUUAUGUGCUAUAUGCUAUCCUAACUGGGUCUCAAAGAACAAGAAGUGUUGUAAGUGUUUUACCUGUAUAUAUUAUGUAAUAAGAUUUGAUGAAAAUCAAAGAAAUAUUUAUUUAUAAGAUUAUACUUUUCACUAAACAACAUUUUUUUAUGCUAUUAUGGGUUUAUAGAAUAAUUAUACAUGGAACAUUCAACACAAAAUAUUAAAGAAGACUCUGCUAUAUGCUAAAAGUUUAAAAGAUUUUCAUAAUGGGGCACAUUCAGUGCGUUCUGUACUUAUAGUUUUUAAUAUUCUGCUGAUUUACAUGAAGUAUUAUAAAUGAAAGGUAUAAUUUAAUAAGUAAGAGUUUUAUGUAUAUAUGUAUGUAUGUAAUGUAUUUAUGUACGUAUGUGCAUAUGUAUGUAUAUAUACAGAAAAAGAGAGUGUUAAUGUUUUGGAGAUCAAUUAACCCCUUCAGCGGCAGGCGAAAUUUCACUGUUUGUGCUUCUGUGGGCAAGAAUAAAAAGUAAUCGCAAUUCAAAGAUACCUUGUAUCUAAAGAUUUUUUGGAUUGCUGAAUAUGAAUCCAAAGUUAAAUUUUAAAUUCAAAAUGGUGAAUCUAAUUUGGCGGACUGAUAACUUUUUAAUUUGGUUUAUUUGGAUAAAAUUUAUAAUACAGGAAUUUUCGGGGUUGCUGAUUACGAAUUUGGCAUCAGAAUUUUAAAAUUCAAAUUGGCGGAUCUACCAUGGUGGACCGAAAAUUUUUUAAUUUUGUUUAUUUGAAUAUUUUUAAUUUAGGGAUGUUCGGGGCGAUAACAAAUUUUAUAAAUAUAAUAUAAUAUAAAUUAAGAAAUUGAAAACUGAUGAGUUUCCAACUUAUUAAUUUAUAUUAUUAUAAAAAAGUGUUAAAGAAGGUUCGAUUUCUGACCAUCGCAUGUAACCUAAACGAACCUAAUUUUUAUAUUUUAUAGGUCAUAUGUCUUGCAAAAA
Monomorium pharaonis (pharaoh ant) is the source of this 3265-nucleotide messenger RNA. RefSeq names its product solute carrier family 35 member F5. The transcript is spliced from 10 exons. The record is from RefSeq and is a predicted model, not a curated record. Gene Ontology annotation, biological process: regulation of peptide transport. Gene Ontology annotation, cellular component: membrane. Lineage: Eukaryota; Metazoa; Arthropoda; Insecta; Hymenoptera; Formicidae. Bases 703 to 1920 code for a protein of 405 amino acids.